Eruca vesicaria subsp. sativa (arugula) is the source of this 1065-nucleotide messenger RNA. The record is from the annotation of a GenBank genome assembly. NCBI's taxonomy places the organism in Eukaryota, Viridiplantae, Streptophyta, Magnoliopsida, Brassicales, Brassicaceae.
AUGUCAAGUUCUAUGGAGUGCUCUGCUACUCGGAGAUCUUCCACAGGGAAGGCGAGCUUCUCGCUGACGUGUAGUCGAUUGAGUCAGUAUCUAAAGGAGAACGGUAGCUUUGGAGAUCUCAGCUUAGGGAUGUCAUGCAUGCCUGAGACCAACGGCAUGUCACGUAAGCCCACAACAACCAUGAGCUUAUUCCCUUGUGAAGCUUCCAACGUGGAUUCCAUGGCCGCUGCUCCAAAUGUUAAACCCAAGAAUCUGUUUCCUAGGCAACCAAGCUUUUCUUCCUCAUCUUCCUCUCUCCCCAAGGAUGAUGUCCCCAAAAUGACACAGACUACAUGUAGUAGAUCUGUGAAACCAGAGCCUCAAACUGCACCGUUGACUAUAUUCUACGGUGGGCAAGUGAUUGUGUUCAAUGACUUUUCUGCUGAGAAAGCCAAAGAAGUUAUGAACUUGGCUAGCAAAGGAACCGCUCAUAGCUUCACCGGUUUCACAUCUACUCUUAACAAUAACAACAACAUCGUUCCCACCCAAAACCAAGUUCCUCAUCUCAUGAAAACUGCAACACAAGACCCAAUCCUAUCCUCCUCAGCUGCAAUGGCAUGCGAACUUCCAAUUGCUAGAAGAGCUUCACUUCAUCGGUUCUUAGCGAAGAGAAAGGAUAGGGUUACAUCAAAGGCACCAUACCAGUUAAGCGAUCCAGCCAAAGCCUCUACAAAGCCUAAAAUUGGAGACAACACCACCUCUUGGCUCGGUUUAGCAGCUGAUAUGUGACGUGAUAUAUCGUUAAAUAACCACAAACCGUACCGGGCUAUUCUUUUGACGUUGCAUCAAUAAAACAAGAAGAACAAAACUCCUGCGUCCAUGGUUCUUAACUAUAUUUUUUUCGCAAGUAUUCAAUUAGUAGGAAACUUCAUAUAUUUGUAUUAUUAUUGAUUAGCGAUCAAUUCUUGUUAGCGUCUGUCUUUUCUAGGUAUUUGUAUCAUGUCUGUCUAAAAUCCCCCUAUCUCUGGGCUAUGUCAAAAUUAGUCUAGUAUGUUACUGAUUUUUGUAAGAACAACAAAUUUUGUU